AUGACUCCACAGCUGCCACCCAUCAACCCUUCGUCAUGGCAGUCGUUGCCACAGCCUCUAUCGGACAUAGAGCUGGAGGGCAUACUAGAGGCAAAUGAGCCAACCCAAUGGAUGCAAGAGGGCCAUUAUUUUGAUACAAGUCCAGACUACCAAUCCCAACCAUCUCCCUUAGGCAUCAGUGAUCUGGAAUGGGCGCAGUGGACAAAUUCUGAGUCACACGUCGUACCAACCGCCGAUACACAACCUGAACAUCAAGAUCAUGAGGACUUGAGGACCUUUGAAUGUGUAUAUGAUUCUGCUCCGCCUUUAGCAGCAGGAUAUGUUGACCCGUCCUUGCCGCAACCAAGUCUCACCAAUGUCUCACAGUGGCUUGACGGGGCAUAUCGUCCUCCCGCAUCAUGUUCCUAUUGUCGCAGGCAUCGGCUGCAAUGUUUGAUACUUCGCACUACGCCUGCCAAUCCGAAUCCAAAAAAUGCCUGCUCAAGCUGCGUAGCCCUUUUUCGCGAAUGCAGUUUAGCAAAGGGAGAAAAGCGCCUCCCGUCGGGCUUUGAGACUUUCUCGCCGGUCCUAGGUCAUCUCCACGGUGUGCCGGAAGAUGCCAACCCAUCGUCCGCUCCCACUAUGGAAAAUACCGAUGAACGAAAAGAACCCAAGCAGUUUCUCAGAAAAGGAGCUAGAUUUCUCCGCGAGUGGUUCUAUCAAAAUCAAGAAUACCCUUACCCAACAGAUGCACAAAAGAAUCAGAUGGCCAACGAGACUGGCUUCUCCCAAAAGCGCAUAUCAACCUGGUUUGCAAAUGCCCGCCGCCGUCAAAAACAAAAGAUUCAGACUGCGGGACUUUCUUCAACAUCCCGCACUCGCUCAGGCUCCCCCAUGGUCAUUAGCACGCUGUCUUCCCUAACCCCCAUGGAGCGAUGGCAGGCUUCCCCGCCAGACGAUGAACCAGUCCCAGAAGCGACCAUUCAAAAUGCUAUUGCCUCUGGAUCGAUAGAAUUGGGCGAUGAGUUCGAUGAGUCUUCCAUGGAUUUCUUCAACUUCGACCAGAGCUCAUCACAUCUGACAUCCUCAGUAUCGAGUAUUGGGAGCAAGGCAUCUGAAAAAUCCGAUAGCGCCUCCUCAGCAUGGAGCUACCAUUCCUCGGCAGACACAGGUCUACCGUUCCCACUGCUCCCCAAACAAACUAAACCCAAACGCAUUCGAGGACGGCAACGACCAGCGGUAGACCAUAAUUACCAGUGCACAUUCUGUACGCAGUCUUUCAAGAAGAAACACGACUGGGCCCGCCAUGAAAAAAGCGUUCAUCUCUCCCUUGACUCCUGGGUCUGCACUCCAAAUCUCAACGACGUCCAACAAGCGUUCGAACUGCAGUUUUCUGAAUGCCCCUUCUGCGACGUCCUUUUCCCAACACCCGCCCAUUGGGAAGAGCAUGAAUUCCAAGUAUGUGCCGAGAAGCCUAACCCGGAGCGUUCAUUCAGUCGAAAGGAUUAUCUAUGGCAGCAUCUGCGCAAAUUCCACGGCUGCACAAAAGUCCCCGUGGCUGAUCUCGAAGCCUGGCACGGAUCGGGCGCCAAUGUCGAAAGCCGCUGUGGAUUCUGUGGAUGUCCACUAUCUACCUGGUCAGCUCGGGCAGAGCAUCUGGCUGGUCAUUUCAAGAAAGGGUCUCGUAUGGAUCAAUGGGAAGGUGAUUGGGGUUUGGAUGCGUCUGCCUUGAGUGUUUUACGCAACGCUAUCCCGCCAUCUCAGCGCGCCGUUACAAACAUGCCUCCUUAG
Penicillium verrucosum is the source of this 1770-nucleotide messenger RNA. RefSeq lists its product as uncharacterized. Lineage: Eukaryota; Fungi; Ascomycota; Eurotiomycetes; Eurotiales; Aspergillaceae. The record is from RefSeq and is a predicted model, not a curated record. The coding region runs from base 1 to 1770 and encodes 589 amino acids. Gene Ontology annotation, biological process: regulation of DNA-templated transcription. The transcript has a single exon. Gene Ontology annotation, molecular function: DNA binding.